UGGACAGUGUGGUAAAAUCCAGGCUGUCACUGUGAAGCUAACAAACUAAUUGAAUCAUAAGUAGGGAGGCGUGGAAAUUCUUGGAGUUAAUUUACAGAAUCUCAGCAGAAACCACAUGAGAGCUAGGAUCACUGCUGCUGAAGCCACUAAAAAAGGCAGAAAAGCUUUGACGGAGCUGAUCAGAAACAGAACUUAGUUACUAAAGAUGCUGUGUUCAUCAAGCCUCUUGUUUUUAAAUUAAAAGGUGAGUGGUUUGUUCUAAAAGAUAACAAAAGAAGAGGACUAAGGAAGCUGUGAGACACAGUCAGUGAUGUCGAAGCUGGUUUGUCCCCUGCUUCUCCUUUGUUCACUUCCAGCUGUGGAUCCCCUCUUUUGUUACACCUGUGUGUUCCCCGCCAUCUUACCUAUAGACUGCAUCCGAUUCCCCAUCAAAUGUCCCCGGGAGCAGGUCUGCCUCUCCAGCCGAGCUGUGGGAGAGAAAGGAGACCUUCAUGUGGUGUUGUAUGAGAAGAGCUGCAUCCCGCCCUCCCUGUGUGGAGUCACAGGCCAGAAAUACACCAUGGGACUCAACUUUACCUUCACCAAUGAAUGCUGCAACACUCACCUGUGCAACGGAGCUGAAACGCCUGCUACACCCUACUGGACUGUCAUGUUACUCACACUACUUAUGUCAUACACAUGUUGUAUGAAAUAAGGAGAACCAAUGGAGCUGCUUUUUCUGCCUUCUAUUGAACAGCCACCAUACUCAACUUUAACUGUGCUCUGACCUGUGCUUUGUUUUACCUGCAAUGUAAAUUAGACAAACAAGAUCUCCUCUCAUUACUUCUAACAACAUGAAAACCAUGCCUCUCUCUUUGCAGAGCUGUCUUAAGAAGAAUGAGCGGGUAUGUGUGUGACAUACUGAGCUUACGUUCCUAUAACUUUGGUAUGCCUCCUCUGCUGAGUUUGUCUUGAGCUGUGAUUAACUAAACUAUCUCUAUCAAACAGUCACUUUCAAUUAUGCGUACAUCUUAACCCCCACCUACAGAUCUUUAAAAAUUGUAAAAACCUCAGCCAAGAAGGAUGCACAGGCUUGUAAAUGAUAAUAUGACCAGCAUCAUUUGGUCACAUGUUGGUUGGUUAAGUUACAGUCUUUUGGUUGUCCAUUUAGAAAGAUAGGAUAAAAGUUGUGCCAUGAAUAGACUCCAAAGUGAUGAGAGUGACAGGUUACUUCAACACUGGCCAGAGGAGAUUAUGCUUGAUAAUAGACAAGCAAAUAUGAUCUAUUAUGGUUAAUUUUAAAAACUCUGUGCUGUGUAAUAUCAUCAUUUAACUAGUUAACAUCAAUGUCCUUUCGAUCUUCAUUGGUUUUAGAUGUAUUACAUAAUGUUGGUUAUAUCAGCUCUGCAACGUACUGAUCAUUUCUACCUGAUUGUAUCUUGUGUAUCUUUUCUUGAAAAGAAAUUAAUUGAUUCAAUAAUAUAUUAAAUAUAUUAUAUCAGUAAUAUACAUACUGUGAACUAAACGCUUAAUUCAUUGUUCACCGACUGCACUGUUUUAUUCUGCACUGUAAAAAACUGCAAAGACCGAAGACAAUAAAACCUACACUUACUUA
Messenger RNA from Notolabrus celidotus (New Zealand spotty), 1594 nucleotides. Its product is annotated as sperm acrosome membrane-associated protein 4-like. The transcript has 3 exons. Bases 311 to 694 code for a protein of 127 amino acids. Lineage: Eukaryota; Metazoa; Chordata; Actinopteri; Labriformes; Labridae. The record is from RefSeq and is a predicted model, not a curated record.